AUGGCCUUGCCGGUUGAUUCAUCCCAUGCGAGCCCUUCCUCUAAGGAUCCAGAGAAGACGUUGGAUAGUACGACAGCAUCGAGUGUGCAGAUUGAAUAUGCCCAGCAAUUACGCUUAUCGCAGGCUUACCGUGAAGAUAAUACGCACCGACGCUUGAAAGGUCGCCAUGUUCAACUUAUGGGCAUUGGAGGCACUAUCGGCACCGUUCUCUUCGUGCAAAUAGGCCAAGGUCUGCUUAAAGGUGGCCCCGGCAGCCUCUUUAUAGCUUUCACAUUCUGGUGUUCCUUUGUCCUCGCAGUCACCAUGUGUAUAGCUGAGAUGGUUUCCUAUACACCUAUAUCGUCUCCAUUUAUUCGCUUUGCUGGCCGGUAUGUUGACGACGCACUUGGUUUCGCCACUGGUUGGAACUUCUUUAUCCUCGAAGCCAUGCUGGUACCUUUUGAAGUGACAGCAUGUAAUAUUAUCAUGCGGUUCUGGACAGAUGCCAUUCCGACUGUUGUCAUGAUUAUUGUCAUUAUCGUGCUAUACUUUGCGAUAAACCUUCUAGCGGUACACUACUUUGGUGAAGUUGAGUUUUGGGCUGCUCUGGGAAAGGUCCUACUUGCUGUGGGACUUAUCCUAUUCACGUUCAUUGUAAUGGUAGGUGGAAAUCCCAAACGCGAUGUGUUCGGCUUUCGGUAUUGGAACACUCCAGGGGCCUUUGCCGAACUCUACUAUGAAGGUGCAUUAGGUAAAUGGUUUGGUUUUCUUCAUUGUCUGGUGCUAGCGUCAUUCACAAUCGCUGGCCCUGAUUAUGUCGCUAUGACUGCCGGAGAAACAGCAAGCCCACGGCAGGUCCUACCUCGGGCUUUCAAGGCCGUCUUCUAUCGCUUAACAUUCUUCUUCGUCCUAGGUUCCUUAUGCGUUGGAAUCUUGGUACCCUACGACGAUGCUGGUAUGGCCGCCGCUUUCAAAACCGGACAACCAGGAGCCGCCGCAGCCCCAUCCGUUGCAGCGAUGAAAAGGCUAGAUAUACCUGUUCUACCUCAUAUCGUUAACGGUGUAGUUCUUCUUUCGGCAUUCUCAGCUGGAAAUUCGUAUCUAUUCUGUGCCUCGAGAUCUCUUUACGGCCUUGCGCUUGACCAUAAAGCUCCGGCCUUUCUGACAAGAUGCACCAGUAAGGGUGUUCCGAUUUAUUGCGUGGCUAGUGUUCUUGUUAUUUCGCUACUCUCAUUCCUUCAGCUUUCGCAGAGCAGUGUAGUUGUGUUGAAUUGGCUUGUAUCUCUGGUUACGGCGUCCCAGCUAAUCAACUUUGCUUGCGCAUGCAUUACAUAUCUAUGCUUUUAUCGAGCGUUAAAAGCGCAGGCCUUUGACCGUAAUAGGUUGCCUUACCGGGGGCUUUUCAUGCCCUACACUGCUUGGUAUGGACUCAUCGGCACUGCUGUUAUGGCUCUGGUUGGCGGAUAUGCAGUAUUUCUUCCCUUGGAGGGUCACUGGAACGUACCAGACUUUCUUUUCUCGUAA
Messenger RNA from Metarhizium robertsii ARSEF 23, 1503 nucleotides. Its product is annotated as Amino acid/polyamine transporter I. Gene Ontology annotation, molecular function: amino acid transmembrane transporter activity. The transcript has 2 exons. The coding region runs from base 1 to 1503 and encodes 500 amino acids. NCBI's taxonomy places the organism in Eukaryota, Fungi, Ascomycota, Sordariomycetes, Hypocreales, Clavicipitaceae. Gene Ontology annotation, biological process: amino acid transmembrane transport. The record is from RefSeq and is a predicted model, not a curated record. Gene Ontology annotation, cellular component: membrane.